Lethenteron reissneri (Far Eastern brook lamprey) is the source of this 2981-nucleotide messenger RNA. RefSeq lists its product as uncharacterized. Gene Ontology annotation, biological process: peptidyl-serine phosphorylation; peptidyl-threonine phosphorylation. NCBI's taxonomy places the organism in Eukaryota, Metazoa, Chordata, Hyperoartia, Petromyzontiformes, Petromyzontidae. Gene Ontology annotation, cellular component: cytoplasm; cytoskeleton. The record is from RefSeq and is a predicted model, not a curated record. Gene Ontology annotation, molecular function: protein serine/threonine kinase activity.
UCUGGGCACUGAACAGUAAGACUCUUCCUUCACUCUUUCAAGUAGCCAUCCGAGUCUUGGCAGUGCCUGCUUCUAGUGCUCCAGUGGAGCGAGUUUUCAGCCAUGGUGGCAUCAUUCUGCGUCCCCAUCGUGCACAAAUGACUGACAGACUUUUGGCCAAUUUGAUCUUUUGCAAAUGCAAUGCAGUGUAGGGGCCUCCCUCCACCUGUCCACAGCACGCAUGCGCACACACACUCACUCUCUGCUCAUCACCUGUCCACACAGCUCUCUCUCUCUCAUACACACCAGUCUCUAUGGAGGCAUUCCAAUUAUAUUAUCAGGUUGGUCCAGUUUUUCAGAAGUGAUAAUUUUGAGGAGUGAGGAUUUUAUUGAUGACAUGUUUAAAAAAGUUUAGGCUAAAAGAACCCAUGUCUAUUUGAAAGUUAAACUGUUUUGCAAUAUGAGGUCAAUGCAAUACAAGACUGAAGCUGCUGUGCAUUGUUCUAGUGCAAUAUGCUGUUGAAAUAAGAGCAUUUUUUGUGAAAAUUAAAUUUUCUGUUUUCUACUGUGUUUGAUUAAUGUCAUUGUAUAAAAAGAGGUUUAAAUAAAUACAAAUCUUACAGACAUACAUGAUUUGUAUAAAUGUUAUUUCUGUGGUAAGAGGACUUGAAAUGACUCGAAACUAAAAUGGUAGGACUUUGGACUCGACUUGAGACUUGCAGGCUUUGACUUCUGACUCGACUUGGGACUUGCCUCAUCUUUGACCCGACUUGACUCGGGACUCGAGAGCAAAGACUUGAGACUUACUUGUGACUUGCAUAACAAUGACUUUGUCCCACCUCUGGCUGUGUACACGGUAGUGUAGCGGUUAACACGGUGCGCUACGAACCUGGAGACCCAAGUUCUAUUCUGGCUCUCAGCCAACACGUGACGAUUAUCUGAACCGGUCCUGGGCCUCCCCUAGGUCGACUCAGACUCCAAUGAGUACCUGGUGCAAUGUAAACAUCACCACUAGGGAGAAAAAGGCGGCCAGGAGUGGUGUUGGCCACCCAUCCCCCUCGUGUGGCGUGUCAGCCUUCAGAUGUGCUCCUCGCUAACAUCACUUGCCCCAAGUCUGUUUAGGUUAUACCGGGGAUCUUUGUCUUGUACAUGUGUGUACACGUGUUUGUCUUGUCUAUGUGUGUGACCAAAAGUAUGUUAAAGCUAUGUGGGGGAUAUUUGUCUUUGCCUAUGUGUAUAGAAUGUGUGGUGCAGUAGUUAGCGCACCGCACUGUGCUACAAACCCCGGCAGAGAGCCGAGUUUGAUUCCCACUCAUGGCCACUGCCACCACCAGCACCGGUGGCAGCAAUUGAUCCUCAUGGUGGUACACCAGGGUACCAAAUAAUACAAAAUGGCCGAGGCAAUUAAAUAUUUUAUUUCUGGGACACUUUUUAACUCCGCGACUGGGGUACCAAUCAAUGCGAAAUCAGUGCUACUCCGCGAUGUCGAAACACCAAAUAUUAGCAUUAAAAAAUCCGUUUUCGAAAAAUUAAACUUUUAAGAGUGCAUUGUGUACAGCUCGUUGAGAUGAAUCGAUUACCGCAUCGCCGACCAUCACCAGACUAAAAAUGAUUGCAUCACGGACAUUAUGCGAGAGCCGGGGAACUAUGGUACCCUGGGGUACCGCCCUGAGGUUCAAUUAUCAGAACUGGUCCCGAGGCCUCUCCUAGAUCAACUCCGCUUCAAAUAAGUACCUAGUUUGGUGUGUGACGUACCUGGGGCGUUGUGAUCAACCAUGCCCUCGUGUGCCACAGUUCCAGCUUCAAUACAUGCUGCUAUUUGCUUACAGCACUUGCCCCAACAGUCUACUGAGGCUUUAUGAUUGACCUCUGUCUUUGUCUGAACCGUGUGCAGAGGCUGGGUGUGCCCCCAAGAAACUUCAUACAUGCCGCUCCUUACGGAUUGAUAUACUUUGGUGGUUGGAAGAAACCAUACAGCCUGCCGGGGAGCUUCCCACUACACUCUGUGCUCAAGAGCCAGGACACGGAGUUUGUGGACUUUAUCAGCCGCUGCCUCCAAUGGGAUCCAAAUCUUCGGAUGACUCCCACUCAGGCGCUCGCACACAGCUGGCUUCAGGGCAUGGCCGAGGUCCAUGAUCAAGGGGCAGCCACGGCCACAACCAGCACCACCAUUACCACCGCUACCACCACCGCUGCUCGCAGUGUGCAGGGCCGGAUAGCGCUGAGAUCCAGAGAAGAGGGCUCCGGAGAAUACGAUGCAAAGUCUGGAGCCACUGAGCCACGAGUGAAACCGGUGCAGCCCAGCUCACUUGCCCAGACCUCUGAAGAGGAAACAGAGGUUGUGGUGGAAAAUGAGGGAGACCAAAAGACUGAGGUGGAGGAGGAAGAGAAAACGGAGGAACAGGAUCAGGAGACAGAGGAGGAGAUGGAUAAGGGGGGAAAUAUGGUGGAGGAAGAGAAGAUGGUGGUGGAGGAGAUGAUGGUGCAGGAGGUUGAGAAGUUAGAGAAUGAGGUGACGGACGUGGAGGAGGAAGAGGAGACGGAGGAGACGGUGGAAGAGGAGCCGGAGGAGGAGGAGGAGCCGGAGGAGGAGCUGGAGGAGGAUAAGCCGGAGGAGACGGAGGAGCCGGAUAAGGGGGGAAUUAUGGUAGUGGAGGAGAUGAUGGUGCAGGUGUUUGAGAAGUUGGAGGAGGAAAAGGAGAUGAAGGAAAUGAAUAAGAAGCGAGGGUGCAUGGCUCGUGUGGGGAGAGCAAUACGCUCACUCCUCCGCCACGUGCUACUGUGCGGUGGCCGGUCCACCCCACAGUAGGGGUGGUAGUGGUGGUGGUCGUACAUUUGUGUAAACCACGACUGCUAUCACCACACCACCCACCCUCCCCCCGUGAUACACAUUUUUAGUCUAUUAGUGUAAAUAUUUUUAGUCUAUUUCUGUAUAUAUUUUGUCUAUUGCUGUACAUAUUUCCUUGGAUACAAUGCAUUUGUAGUGACAGAACGGUCACUAC